AUGGCGCAGUGGGAGAAAUUUGACCACAUCUUCAGCUUCAACAAGAAGUACUCUUACGAUUCGAAGACCGUCGACCAGAUUAUCUCCAAUCGCCGCUCCCUCGAAGGACAACUCUUCGCAGAUCGCCUGCUCGGGCUACUCGGUAUCAAAGGAGUGACCAAGGUGUAUCCACCCAAGUCCAAUGCAGACCUCCGAUCCCUUGUAGACCACAUUGUGGCUUCUGAACUCGACAUACAUCACAAGCAGGCCUUGAUCUACUAUCUUCUCAAGGACUGUCGCAAUGCGCUGAGCGCUGCAGCGGAUUUCGCGAGCUCGUGUCAUCUACCAGAGAAAUACCGCCUCUUCAUUGAAGGUCUCUGGCACAUGGACCGUCUAGACUUCAGGGCCGCAAUCUCAUAUCUUGCCGAACCCUCCCUGAUUCCCACCUUCCCUGACGAAAUUCUUUACGCCCUCACCCUUUCUAAACUUCCGAAGCAUGACGAUAAUCUCGCAAUCACCUACUACCUCGCCGCAGCUCCACCUUUAGCAACUGAGAAGGUCCAGCGCGCUUACUUCGAGACUCUUUGCCGAUCCAAUGUGACCGAGGCCUUCUACUUUUCUCGCAGAUACGACGAUCUCCACCGUCAAGCGUUUUUCGGCCAACUCGUUGAAUUUGUUCUUAAGACCCCCGCUGGCCAAAACCGGAGCAGACGAGCGAUGGAGCUCGAUGAGACGGAAUGGUUUGAGAGUACAUUGUUACGGGGCAAAGCAAGCUCCCUACCGGGAGCCAAAGAUACGGUGAUGAUGCGUCGCCUGGCAAUCGGGCAGAUGGGAGGACUUGCGCCCGAGCUGGAAUCGAUGGGUGGUAAGAAGGUGGACGGGCUGAACUGGGAUGAUCUACGGGAAAGCAUGCGAGGCGUAUAA
Messenger RNA from Penicillium waksmanii, 903 nucleotides. Its product is annotated as ELYS family protein. The coding region runs from base 1 to 903 and encodes 300 amino acids. NCBI's taxonomy places the organism in Eukaryota, Fungi, Ascomycota, Eurotiomycetes, Eurotiales, Aspergillaceae. The record is from RefSeq and is a predicted model, not a curated record. The transcript is spliced from 4 exons.